AUGUGUGUGCCUGAGUGUGUCUCUGAGCAGCGUGUUGGUGUGCAAGAGCCCAAGAACGUCAAGUGCCUGGAGCUGGGCCCGUUGAAGAUCGACAGGGACCGGCAGCUGGUGGUGCUGGAGGAGGAGUUGGAGGUGAGGCCGCCUGGGCACCACGGGGGAGACCCCCGUGGGGUCACCAAGGGGGGUCGUGGGGGGCCAGGGGAGCCCCGCCUGCUCCUUGACCCCCCGUCCCCCACCUUCGUGGCGUACAGCUACCAGUACAAGCACGACGACGGGCGCGUGUCCUACCCGCUCUGCCUCAUCUUCUCCAGCCCCCUGGGCUGCAAGCCGGAGCAGCAGAUGAUGUACGCGGGCAGCAAGAACCGGCUGGUGCAGGCGACCCAGCUCACCAAGGUAUCGGGGUCCUGACCCCUACCCCGGGGG
Molecule: messenger RNA, 423 nt
Organism: Alligator sinensis (Chinese alligator)
Lineage: Eukaryota; Metazoa; Chordata; Crocodylia; Alligatoridae
Gene: GMFG
Product: glia maturation factor gamma
Exons: 4
Coding region: 1-408 (135 amino acids)
Biological process (GO): negative regulation of Arp2/3 complex-mediated actin nucleation; actin filament debranching
Cellular component (GO): actin cortical patch
Molecular function (GO): actin binding; Arp2/3 complex binding
Source: RefSeq, a predicted model, not a curated record